AUGUGCUUGAAGGAGUCGGCCCGGGAGCAGAAUUUUGGAGUCCGUUUCCUCCAUGUGUUUCUCCAGAAUGGAAGACCAGUGGCCAAGUUGGGCUGCAGCGGCAUUCAUGUUUUGACUGCAGCUGCUCCACAAAAUAUCAGGAACAAUAGCUUGGUGCCAAUUAUAGUGAGAUAUGCAUUGCCAUCUCGUGACAAUGACCGUCUCUGUAUCAUUGAAAUAGAUGUUGCUAAUGGAACUGCUAAUCGGCAGCAGAAAUAUAUGGAUCAGCCUGUGUCAGAGGUGGUGUUCGGCCCCACAUUCCUUGGUGGCGUUCCAUCCCUCUCAGAGAUGCACCACAACAUUGGGAAUGUCUCUGGCUUCAUUGGCUGCAUACAUGAACUGCAGAUGGGCUCCAAAGAGCUGUAUGUGGUAGGGGAAGCAAUCAGAGGCCAAAAUAUUCAGAACUGUGACGCUGCAGCCUGCCAGCACCAACCCUGCCGUAAUGGAGGAACCUGUAGCAGCGAUGCGGAGAGCUGGUUCUGCGCGUGUCCUUCGCUUUACUCCGGUAAGCUGUGCCAGUUCACCGCCUGCGAGCGAAACCCGUGUGCGCUCGGCGCCACCUGCGUUCCCCAGACGCGGCUCGAAGCAGUGUGUCUUUGCCCCUAUGGAAGGCAGGGUCUCCUCUGCGAUGAGGCUGUCAACAUCACUCGUCCCAGGUUUAGUGGACUUGAUGAAUUUGGAUACUCAUCCUAUGUGGCUUAUCCUUCUAUUCCCAGUAUCGGUCAUUUUUAUGAAUUCCACCUGAAGCUCACCUUUGCCAAUAAUGUCUCCGCUUUGAGAAACAACCUCAUUCUCUUUUCUGGGCAAAAGGGACAAGGCAUCAGUGGUGAUGACUUCUUCGCAUUGGGGGUGCGGAACGGCAGGCUUGUUCAUAAAUAUAAUCUCGGCUCGGGUUUGGCAACAAUUAUCAGCGAGCGCCUGAAUCCGAGGAUCAACAUUCACAUGGUGCACUUUGGAAGACAUCUGAAAAACGGAUGGUUGAAGGUUGAUGGGCAGAAGAGGAGGAUGGGUUCAUCCCCUGGACCACUGGUGGGCUUAAACACCUUUAGUCGACUUUAUGUGGGUGGAUGUGAAGAAUACACACCUGAGCUAUUGCCUGCAGGCUCUCGAUUCCAGAACAGCUUUCAAGGCUGCAUUUUUGAUUUGCUGUUUCGGACGAGACAAGAUGGGAAGUUUCAUCCUCCAGGAGGGUCAGAGGGCAGGCCAGUGUCAGGACGUAAUGUGGGGCAGUGUGGUGUUAAUCUGUGCAGCUUGGUCAUCUGCAAGAACGGAGGCACUUGUGUGGACUCUGGAUCCUCUGUGUACUGUCAGUGUGUGUUAGGAUGGAAAGGUGCUCUUUGCUCAGAGAAAGUGUCGUUCUGUGAUGCUGAGCACAUCCCACCACCCUCCUGCGCUCGCGGUGCCCCCUGUGUGCCCCUUCCUGAUGGAUACACAUGCCAGUGCCCCCUAGGCUCUGCUGGACUCUUCUGCCAGCAAGCUGUAUCUAUCAGUGAUCCCUUCUUCAGUGGAAAUCAAUCGUCUUGGAUGUCAUUUCGUCCCAUCAACAUAAGGCACAGAACUCAUCUGCAACUGCAGUUUCAAACUCUUUCACCGGAGGGCAUCCUGUUCUACGCCGCACACUACUUGAGCAGUCGGUCCGGUGAUUUCCUCAGCGUAUCCCUGUCAGCUGGAUUUGUGCAGCUCCGCUAUAAUCUGGGAAACGAAACUAUUGUAUUACAGUCUCCAAAAAGUGUAGAUGUGACCGGCAUGAGGUGGCACACAGUGAAGGCUGGUAGAGAAGGCAACCAUGGUUUUCUGAUUCUAGACUAUGAAGCCGUGACCAGGAACUCUUCGGAGGGCACGACCACUCUAGAUGUUGGCACAAAUAUUUUCAUUGGUGGCGUGUCCUCCCUGAACACACUGUCCCCAGAUGCUAUGGAGAAGGAGCCAGUGGGAUUCACCGGCGGCAUUCGAGAGGUCAUAGUCAACGGGCAGGACCUUGAGCUCACAGAGACGGGCGCACUGGAUGGAGCCAAUGUUGGCGACUGGGACGGGACAGCAUGUGGAUAUAAGGGGACGGUUUGAUCCUUUGGAUGGGGAAAGCACACAGUGGAGACAAUGACCAUCUAGCGGUUGGGCUGCAG
This is a messenger RNA of Sinocyclocheilus anshuiensis, 2162 nucleotides long. Its product is annotated as protein eyes shut homolog. Bases 1 to 2103 code for a protein of 700 amino acids. The transcript is spliced from 13 exons. Lineage: Eukaryota; Metazoa; Chordata; Actinopteri; Cypriniformes; Cyprinidae. The record is from RefSeq and is a predicted model, not a curated record. Gene Ontology annotation, molecular function: calcium ion binding.